Caenorhabditis auriculariae is the source of this 1211-nucleotide messenger RNA. NCBI's taxonomy places the organism in Eukaryota, Metazoa, Nematoda, Chromadorea, Rhabditida, Rhabditidae. The record is from the annotation of a GenBank genome assembly.
AUGGUGAGAAUCUUCGUAACGGUUCUUCAAAGAGGUCUGACGAAUCCUUAUGGCGUCCUGAAGCAAGUAAGGCAAAAUCUUACAAAUCUAAAGCAGCUAUAGUUGAGCCUUCUAUCCGCACCUAUAUUUUUAGACAGUUGUAUACGCUUUUCUUACAAAAUUUUCAAGACAGAGCCAAGAAAAGAGGUUCAGAUUUUUUUUGCAAUAGUUGAAUCGAGCUGGUGAUAAUGAAGAACGACUAAUCAAACUUUUUGAAAUUUCGGAAAGGACCAUCUUAUUAUCAUCUCAAAGAUAGAAGGUCAGACAAAUUUUUAAGAGAGUAAAUCGGCUUUACUCUCAAAACGAAAAUUUCACGAAAAAAAAAGCAAAAUUGAAAACCGGCGCCCGUUGUUGAGCCUUAUCAGCCAAACUCGACAGAACUGUUUUCGGCACCGUCAAACGUCGUUUCCUCUCAUCGCUCGCCUUUUUGUUUGUUGACUCGGUUUUGAGAAUUUAUGGCUUUUAUGAUAUGAUUCGAUGAAUGCAACAUUGAAAGGCGGAAGAGGAAAAAAACUAGGAAAAGGAAAUUCACAAAAAAUGAACGAUCUUCUAGAUACUCCUCAACUUUCAUUCUUCCCAGUUAAUCGAAAAAAAAUGCAGGUUUUUUAUCUCUGAGAAAAGCUGGAAUCAUUCAAAAAAUAAAAUUCAAUUCGAUUCUCAAACCGAAGUUUCAUGAAUCUCAUGGUUAUAAUUAAAAUUUUAUACAAGUUACCGUUUUCUGGAGAUAAUUGUAGACAUUGAGAAGAAAGAUUUGAAUGAUAUCAAUCAAGGUCGAGAAUGUUCAUUCAAUCAACUUAAAAAACAGAAAAAGAACAAAAUUUCCCGAAAGUCCAGAACAAAUGAAUCAUCUACUUGUACAGAAACUGGUACAGCCCAUAAAACACGCGAGAACAGAAAAAAUGAGAUUCAUAGGUUCGUUUGCCAAAAACUCUGCCAUUUUGACAAGUUGGACUACGCAAAACAAAGAAGCAAAGCGGACUGGUUUUUUCAGGCGGCGGAACGCCGUAAAAGCCGGCGACGCGCGAGUAGAUAAUGUGCGGGCGCCUUUGCCGCCGGUCGCCACCGUCCCUGGAGAAUCCCCAGAAGAAGGAGUGGAGGUCCUUCCUCACUCGUGGAGCUUCAGUCUCACUUAUCCGUUCGUCUUUUGCCUUGUUCCAGUUCAAAUGAAGUGA